CAUUUGGUUACCAGUUUCGAUUCAAUGUCAGUGGAUCAGAAAAGAAAUAUUUUUAUUUAAUUUUAGUUUAGUCGCAAAGUGCUUGAAACAAUCGAAUUUACAAAUUUAUAUUUUUAGUUUAUUGAAAUUUUUCGUAUCGAUAACAUUCGUUCAAUGGUGGCACAUUUGUAUUACUUUAGGAGUUGCUGAUGCUGACUUAAGUAUGUGAAAGUGAAAUUUUUGAAUGGGAAAAUCGACAAGAAAAAAAUCACUUGAAAUAAUUAAUUGUUUGUCAAGUUGUGCAUUUUGUGUGUUGAAUUUCAUUCUACAAUAACAUUUUGAUUGUGAUUCAUUUUGACGUAUGAAUCAAAUCUUUGUGUAGUAUAAGAGAACCAGUCGAAAUUCCUUCGCAUUUAUAUAAAGAAAAAGCCCAACACCCAAGCGGAUUUUUCGGUGGCAUCAAUGUUAACGUAUCACAGUUAUUACAUAGAUUCAGAUCGUUUUAUAUUUUUAUCGUUGCUAAAAUGACCUGGACAGUAGUGUGUUAAGUUUCCUACUUUAUAAGCCAAUGCAGUUACGAUAGCCGGAGAGAACAUGUCGCCAAUGAUCUAUACGUUGUACGGAUUCGCAAUUUUCUUUUUCGUAUUUUGGUGCGGAAUUUGGUUCGUUCAUUUAUUGGCCAUCACUUAUGGAAAAGUAAAACUUCAUCGGAAAGUAUCUAUUCAGCCGCGAGAGACACCCUUACCGAGCGUCUCGAUCUUAAAACCUCUGAUGGGUGUGGAUCCGAAUUUGGCGCAGAAUUUGGAAACAUUUUUCACAUUAAAUUAUCCGGUGUAUGAAUUACUAUUUUGCAUUGAGGAUAAAGAUGAUCCAGCCAUAGCGAUUGUGAACUCUCUGAUGGAAAAAUAUCCGUUGGUGGACGCUCAUUUGUUUCUGGGUGGUUCUGUGGUUGGUGUUAAUCCAAAAAUUAAUAACAUGCAACCCGGCUACGAAGCAGCCAAAUACGAAUACAUUAUGAUCUCAGACAGUGGUAUUCGCAUGAAAGAGGACACCUUGUUAGACAUGGUACAACAUAUGACCGAAAAAGUAGGACUCGUUCAUCAAAUGCCGUUUACAUGCGAUCGGGAUGGUUUUGCUGCCACAUUCGAAAAGAUAUUUUUUGGCACCGUCCAGUCUCGCAUAUACUUAACCGCUGAUCUAGCCGGCAUUAACUGUCACACGGGCAUGUCCUGCUUGAUGCGAAAAAAUGUUUUGAUCGAAAUGGGUGGCAUCCGAAUAUUCGGAUGUUAUCUGGCUGAGGAUUUUUUUAUGGCCAAAGCAUUCACCGAUUACGGUUGGAAGACGUCGAUCAGUAGCCAACCGGCAAUGCAAAACUGUGGAACAUGUAACAUUGCGAGCUUUCAAGCCAGACUGACCAGAUGGGCCAAAUUACGAGUGGCAAUGGUGCCGACUAUGAUUCUGUUGGAACCGCUAUCCGAAUGUAUGAUCGUUGGAGUUUUUGCUUCAUGGGCUGUUAAUGUGUUAUUCCAUUGGGACUCGUUGGUAUUUUACUUAGUUCAUAUUUUACUUUGGUUCUUAUCCGACUGGAUUCUGUUGUCCAUAGUUCAGAACGGUUCGCUUCCAUUCAACAAAUUCGAUUUUGUUGUUGGUUGGGUGUUUAGAGAAUUCAGUGGUCCGUACCUAUUCCUGCAUGCCCUAUGGAAUCCGGCAAUAAGAUGGCGUGCCCGAGUAUAUAAACUAGCUUGGGGUGGCGUAGCAUAUGAAAUAUCUCCGAAAAUUAAGUCAUAGCUACCACAAUGCGCUGAUGUUGCGGUCAUUUUCCUCGAAGAACGUUUCACGUGUUCUUGAUUAAUAUAUUUUUUUUUGUUUAGUCUUUAAGCUAAAUCAGGUAAUAAGCCGAAUGCGAGCGGUUAAUACAUUUAUUUUGUAUGUGAUGCCACAUGAUGAACAAUAACACUGCGCUUGUUAGAAAAUGAA
Bradysia coprophila is the source of this 1956-nucleotide messenger RNA. RefSeq names its product ceramide glucosyltransferase (gene GlcT). The record is from RefSeq and is a predicted model, not a curated record. Gene Ontology annotation, biological process: glucosylceramide biosynthetic process. Gene Ontology annotation, cellular component: membrane. Gene Ontology annotation, molecular function: ceramide glucosyltransferase activity. Lineage: Eukaryota; Metazoa; Arthropoda; Insecta; Diptera; Sciaridae.